CCGCCUCCAAGAAGGGUAGAGCCCUAAAUUUGCGUUUGAAAGUUGCAGUAGCUCGUUUUCCAGAUUGCUGUGUGCUAUUUUUCGCUAGCUUGGAGUUGAUUCGAAUAUGAAAUCGGUUGCAAUUACUAGCUCCGGAUCGGAGAAAAUUCAUUUGCUCCAGUACUCAUUUGCUUUUGCUCAAUCGUAAUGUUACUAUUGCCGUCGUUCGACCCUUCUCGUCCGUUAAUGCAGCAACAUUGUUAUGUGAUAAACAAAAUGGAAAAGAGGACAAGCGCUCUGUUACAAUAUCAUACCUUGUGCAGUCAUGUGGAUUGUCUCUAGAAUCUGCGCGAUCGAUCUCGCUCAGGUUUAAUCUUCGUGAUCCUGAGAAGGCAGAUUCAAUCCUCAAUUUUCUCAAAACCUAUGGCUUCACCAUAUCGCAAAUUACCAAAGUUGUUAGGUCAUUUCCAGAUGUUCUUUCAGUCAAUGUUGAGAGCAUCCUGAUGCCCAAACUUGAGUUUUUGGCUUCUAUUGGGUUGUCCAAAGUUGAUCUUCUAAAGAUGAUAUCUUCACACCCCAAAAUGUUGUCUCGUAGCUUGAACCAGAAGCUAAUCCCUCAAUAUAAUUACUUGAAGAGUAUACUUUCUCGUGAUGAUGUUGUUAAAGUUGUGAACCGAUCGUCCUGGAUUUUGAGCCAGAUGGAUGUUCCUUCCAAGGUUUUACUCUUGAGAAGGGUGGGAGUACCACAAUCUCACAUUCCACAGUUGUUAACGUAUUCUCCCAAAUUGUUUUCUUUGUCAAUUGCUAAGUUUGAGAUGAAUGUCAAGGAGGUUAUGUGUAUGGGAUUCGACACUUCGUCUAAGCAGUUUAGCAAAGCAUUCAUGGUCUUUAGUCAGAUGAAGAAAUCGACUUGGGAGGGCAAAAUAAACUUGUAUAAGAGAUUGGGUUGGACAGAUGACGAUAUCAUGUUGGCUUUCAAGAAAACACCUUCAAUUUUGGCUUUUUCAGAGGAGAGAAUCAUGAACAAGAUGGAUUUUCUUGUGAACAAGAUGGGUUGGAAGUCAGGAAAUGUUGCCAGAGUUCCAGUUGUUUUAAAUUUUAGUUUGGAGGAUUCAAUCAUCCCGAGGUGUUCUGUCAUAAAAGUCUUGAAAUGUAAGGGAUUGAUUAAGAGAGCAAUUUCGUUGUCUGUUGUGUCUUCCCCCAGCAAAUACUUCUUUGAUACUUAUGUGGUUAAGUAUCUAAACCAAGUGCCUCAGUUAUCAAGUAUCUUUCAAGGAAAAACCACCUUGCAGGACUUAGGGAUGAGCUUUGAUGAAAAGCCGCAAACAAUAGAAAGUUAGUAGCUUGCAGCAUGUCAACUGCACAUGAAUGAUUUUCAAUCUCGAAAGCCAUCUUGUUUACAGAGCUCACCUGCUCCAUUUGCACGAGCUUUGUUUUGUAUUAAGCUCUCGAUUGAAUUGAAGGAGGUCUAUAACUCAGUUAAAUUGCAUUUUGAUACAUAGUAUGUGUGGUGAUUUUCGAUCCCUAUAAUGUAUGGAGGAUGAUCACAUCUUGUCAAUUUGGAGAAAAAAGGGUUAUUUCUUCCCUGAACGUUGUGAUCAAUAAUGCAUUGGUUUAUGGAAAAGAUUUCAAGUUCGGGGUAGAAAGAGUUUGGAGCCAUUGAUGCUGUAGGAGAAGAGUAAUGAAUAAUAUGAUUAUGUUGAUUGCAAACAAAUGUUUAUCCUUCCUAAAGAUCUGAUAUUAGGUAGAUUAGUGAAGCCAGUGGCCGGAAUCAGGAUUUUUGGAUAGGAGGGAAAAGAAGAAUAAAA
This is a messenger RNA of Carica papaya (papaya), 1787 nucleotides long. NCBI's taxonomy places the organism in Eukaryota, Viridiplantae, Streptophyta, Magnoliopsida, Brassicales, Caricaceae. The record is from RefSeq and is a predicted model, not a curated record.